Molecule: messenger RNA, 1536 nt
Organism: Arachis ipaensis
Lineage: Eukaryota; Viridiplantae; Streptophyta; Magnoliopsida; Fabales; Fabaceae
Source: RefSeq, a predicted model, not a curated record
CAAUUUUUAUUCUCUCUCUCUCUGUCGUUUAUUAUUAAAAAUACUAUUUUUUGGAUUUUUUUUUUUUAUAUUUCUGUGAUUGGAAGUAUGAACUUGGGCAAUGAAGGUGCCCAGUUGGGUCAAGAAAGGGAAUAAUGAUGUAUAAUUCAAUCGGUAGAAUAGUUCUUAAGAAAGAGGAAUGUGGUUGGGAAAUUCAAACCUGGAAAUCUAAUGCUGGAAAAUCAAUGAGGAAUUCUUAGAUCACAAGAUAUUGGGGGUAGUAAAGCUAUAGUCAAAGCAUAAAAUAGUAUUGGGGGAAAAUUUGAGAAGAAUGGUGGUUGAAAUUAGGAUAGUGGCUGGGUGGCCACAAGAAGUGGUGGUGGUGAUGUUGGGUACUGAUUAGUGGCUGAGGAAUUGACGUGAUCAAUUUGGUGAGGUUGAGGUGAUGGUGGGGUGGAUUGACAAAAGUAUUUGAGGUUGGGGAGGUGGUGGCCGAUCAUUGAGGCAAGAAACUACCAUUUCAUAGCUAGUUGUAUGUGUCCUGUAUUGCUGUGUAGAUGUAGGACAGUGACUUUCAGGAUUGUGGCUGAAGAAAUCGGUUUUUGGUAAUUUCGAUGCUAUUGAAAUGUCAGAUUUGUUUGUCGUUAGGAUUUUCACAUCGCCUAGAGAUAAGCCCUGGAAAGCCAUUGUAAGAGUUUGGGCAUCCUCCAUUUCAUGAGCUAACUUUUGGGAGUGAACUAAGUACAUUAUCCUAAUAUUUUUUUGGUGACUACAUUCAAUCCUAAUAUGCAAAACAGAAACAUGUCUAGUGGAUAUACCGUAGAAGUUACCAGUCUAUCGCCAAAAGCCACUGAGAAGGAUGUGUACGACUUUUUCGCAUUCUCUGGUGCAAUUGAGUAUGUCGAAAUUGUCAGGUCUGGUGAUUAUGCUUGCACUGCAUAUGUGACAUUCAAAGAUGCUUAUUCCCUAGAAACUGCUUGCUUGCUAAGUGGAGCCACGAUUUUAGACCAAAGUGUAUGCAUUACUCGCUGGGGGCAGUAUGAAGAUGAGUUCGAUCAUUGGAACCGGCCAUCCUAUAACCAUGACGACGAUUCAUCAACUACGCUACAAAGCCACCAAUUUGUUUCCUCUGCCGGAGAAGUAGUUACAGUGACUCAAGAAGUCGUCAAGACCAUGAUAGCAAAAGGGUAUGUCCUCAGCAAAGACGCAUUAGCCAAGGCUAAGGAAUUCGACGAGUCCCACGGGGUUUCAGCCACGGCAACAGCAAAGGUAGCCGAGCUGAGCCAGAGAAUUGGCCUCACUGACAAGUUAUCAGCUAGCUAUGAGGCCGUUAGAUCCGCCGAUCAAAGGUAUCAUGUAUCAGAAACAGCCAAGUCAGCUGCAUUUGCCACGGGACGAUCUGUGGCUGCAGCUGCGAACACUGUAGUUAAUAGUAGCUAUUUCUCUAAAGGUGCCUUCUGGGUUUCCGGUGCUUUAACCCGGGCAGCGCAGGUUGCUUCCGAUUUAGGUAACCGUGGAGCUAAAAAUUGAGCCAUUGCCGUAAGUUGAUAGCCAUAA